Messenger RNA from Nematocida minor, 645 nucleotides. Its product is annotated as CDK-activating kinase assembly factor MAT1. Gene Ontology annotation, biological process: regulation of transcription by RNA polymerase II; regulation of cyclin-dependent protein serine/threonine kinase activity; DNA repair. The record is from RefSeq and is a predicted model, not a curated record. The transcript has a single exon. Lineage: Eukaryota; Fungi; Microsporidia. Gene Ontology annotation, cellular component: transcription factor TFIIH holo complex. The coding region runs from base 1 to 645 and encodes 214 amino acids.
AUGAAACCACUGGAGCUCUUUUGUCCGCAGUGCAAAAGUAACUCCUACAUAAACCCGGGAAUGAAGGUCUUUGUCAGCCCCUGCUACCACAGUCUGUGCGAAAUGUGUGUUUCCAGGCUAUUUUCAAACGGCCCAAAUAAGUGCCCAGAGUGUGGAAUUUCUUUGAGAAGAUCAAACUACACGAGCCAAACAUUCGAAGACGUGGGCAUAGAAAGAGAGUGCAGAAUCAGAAAGAUAGUCAUGACACAGAUAGGAAAGUCUCUAGAAGACUACUCAGACGAAGAAGACUAUAACGAUUACCUAGAAAAGAUUGAAGAAAUAGUUGAUGAGCUAGCUGUGCUCAAGGGACCGCGGGAAGUAACCCAGAGACUGCAGGAAAUAAAAGAAGAGUUGGGCCUUUCUACAGUGAGACACAGCCCUGUUGAGCCUGCAAAGAGAAGAAAGACGGAAGAAGUAAAAGAGACAGUGCUGGAUGUUUGUGUGUCUACUUUGGAGUGUUUCUAUCCAUCAGCAGCAAUAGAGUACGAUACAAUCCCGCAGCACAUAAUUUCAAAGAUUGUACGAAAUGACUUCCAGAGCUACAAAGCACUUGCAGAUAUAAUGAUAAGAAAGGCAUCAAUGUCGCUAAAUCUCAGCAGUCUAUAA